GGAUUUGAAAGGCGGGGCUGUUGGACGUCCAACUCUGCCUUCUUCUCGCAGGCUGCUGCCUCCUUAAAUCUCUGGAUUUUGUUGGGACAGUUUCCUGCAACAGGCGGGGCCGAACUGUUGUUUGCAACAUGUCGAAAGAGGACAGACAGUUGAGUUUAGAUAGCUACUCUCACAUAACUUAACAGCUCAGUUAACAGCGUGCUAGCCUAAAAGACCCAAUUUGUCAGUAGGAUUCGUGGAUGUCUUCGGGGCUUGUUUAUGGGUGUGUCGGAGAGAUUUGAAGUUUCAUCACGUUUUUCCAACCCAUUUUCGUCAAGCAAGGCCGUAGUGGAACCGUUGGCAGCCAUCUUUGGACCAGCCUGGGAGUGGGACCUGACGACUGAGACACCCCAGUUACUUUAAGGGUGGGGAUUACAACAUUUGGAGCUGUCUUGUCGGAGUAAAGCAAACAUAUGACAGCGACAUUAGCUUUGAAGUCAUAUGAAACCACUGUUCCGCCGAUGAUCCACAGACGAAGGCUUUUGCGUCGCCGUCGCAGACCCAGAUAGUUCCCGGCGGCAGUGGCACUGCCCCCCCCAACUCCCCACAAUGCCCAACAGUAGUCGGGCGGGGUGUCUAAAGGACCCCGACGUUGCGGAACUCUUUUUCAAAGAGGAUCCGGAAAAGCUCUUUACAGAUCUGCAAGAGAUAGGCCAUGGCAGCUUUGGUGCUGUAUAUUUUGCACGGGAUGUGCGGACAAAUGACGUGGUGGCCAUCAAGAAGAUGUCUUACCUUGGGAAGCAGUCCACGGAGAAAUGGCAAGACAUAAUUAAGGAAGUGAAAUUCCUGCGGAGGAUAAAACACCCAAACAGCAUAGAGUAUAAAGGAUGCUUCCUUCGAGAGACUACAGCGUGGCUGGUUAUGGAGUAUUGUUUAGGAUCUGCUUCUGAUUUGUUAGAAGUUCACAAGAAACCUCUGCAAGAAGUUGAAAUAGCUGCAAUUACCGAUGGUGCUCUGCAAGGUUUGGCUUACCUUCACUCCCACAACAUGAUACACCGCGACAUCAAGGCAGGAAACAUCUUGUUAACAGAGCCGGGUCAAGUAAAGCUUGCCGACUUUGGGUCUGCCUCAAUUGCCUGUCCUGCAAAUUCCUUUGUUGGAACUCCUUAUUGGAUGGCCCCAGAGGUCAUUUUAGCCAUGGAUGAGGGUCAGUAUGAUGGAAAGGUGGACAUUUGGUCUUUGGGAAUUACCUGCAUUGAAUUAGCUGAAAGAAAGCCUCCACUGUUCAACAUGAAUGCAAUGAGUGCCUUAUAUCAUAUAGCACAGAAUGAGAGUCCAACGCUGCAGUCUACUGAAUGGACGGAUGACUUUGGAAAUUUUGUCGAGUCUUGCCUUCAGAAAAUUCCCCAAGAGAGACCAAACUCAGAGGAGCUUCUAAAGCAUUCAUUUGUCCAACGCAAACGACCAGAAUCUGUUCUGACAGACCUGAUCAAUCGCACCAAGGAUGCAGUUCGAGAACUAGACAAUCUGCAGUAUCGUAAACGGAAAAAGAUCUUGUUUCAGGAAGCCCACAAUGGGCCCACGACUGAGACGCAAGAUGAAGAGGAGGAGGGAGACCCCAGUUUGUGUAAGAUCGGCACAGUAAACAGCGUGGGAAGCAACCAGUCCAUCCCCAGUGUGUCAAUCAGUGCCAGUUCUCAAAGCAGCUCUGUCAACAGUCUGAACGAUGUAGGAGAUGACAAGAGUGAAGUUGGCAAAGACGAGAUAUCCAACAGUUCCGUCAUACAUAUGCCAGAUCCAGAAAAAUGUGAUAAACAGGCAGAGCCUCACCAACGACCAACAGAGCCAAACAAUCCUGAACAAACUACACAAAAACCGAAACGAACCGUGAACCGUGAACACUUUGCCACUAUACGCACAGCUUCAGUGCUCACUCGCCAGAUUAAGGAACAUGAGCAGGAUUCUGAGUUAAGACAGCAGAUGCUGGGCUACAAGCGCAUGAGGCGGCAGCAUCAGAAACAGCUGAUGGCUCUGGAGAACAAGCUGAAGGCUGAAAUAGACGAGCACAGGCUCCGUCUGGACAAAGAGCUGGAAAACCAAAGGAACAACUUUGCCCAGGAGAUGGACAAGCUGGUCAAGAAGCACCAGGCUUCCAUGGAUAAAGAAACAAAAACCUUUUGUAAUGACGAAAAGAAGUUCCAACAAAACAUCCAGAGUCAGCAGAAGAAAGAACUUAACAUCUUCAUCGAGACCCAGAAACGGGAGUACAAGCUUCGCAAGGAGCAACUCAAAGAGGAGCUAAAUGAACACCAGUCAACACCCAAGAAGAAGAAGCAGGAAUGGCUUUCCAAACAGAAGGAGAAUCUCCAGGUCUACCAAGCCGCAAAGGAGGCAGAGCUACAGCGCAGACAAAGGGAUUUCCUGGAGCAAGAAUGUCGCCGAUUCAACAAAAAGAAAUUGAUCGAACGUCACAAUAUUGAAAAAGACUUGCUACAAGAGGAGUUAAACAAGCGUCAGACUCAGAAAGACCUUGAACACGCCAUGCUUCUCCGGCACCACGAAUCCAUGCAAGAGCUGGAGUUUCGCCACCUAAACACCAUCCAGAAAACCAGAAGUGAGCUGACCCGUCUGCAACAUCAGACGGAGCUGCUCAACCAGCUGGAGUACAACAAGAAGAUGGAGCGGGAACUGAGACGUAAACACGCCAUGGAAGUACGCCAGCAACCCAAGUGCCUUAAGUCUAAAGAACAGCAGAUCAAGAAGCAAUUUCAGGACACAUGUAAGAUCCAGACCCGGCAGUACAAAGCACUAAGGAACCAUCUGCUGGAAACCACGCCAAAGUGCGAGCACAAGGCUGUUCUUGAGCGACUAAUGGUGGAGCAGCAGCGUAAACUGGCCAUCUUGGCCGAACAAUACGACCAGACCAUUUCUGAAAUGUUUUCCACCCAGACGCUUCGUCUGGAUGAGACUCAGGAGGCUCAGCGCCAAACUUUAAUAAUGCAGUUACAGAAGGAGCAGGAGCUCCUCAAUGCCUACCAGAGCAAGAUCAAGAUGCAGAUCGAGGCUCAUCAUGAGCGUGAGAAACGCCACCUGGAGGACAGAGUGGCACUGCGACGAGGCCUGCUGGAGCAAAAGAUUAAGGAGGAGAUGCACGCUUUCCAGAAGGAACACCAAGAGCGAACCAGAAGACUGCUAGAACGGCAAGCUCGACAAGUUGAGGCUUUUGAUUCUGAGAGCAUGCGUUUGGGCUUUAGCGGCAUGCUGCUUUCAAACAUCCAACCAGACGCUCUUAGCCACAGCUUUCCCGGGGCCUCAGGAGGUUCUACUCAACAUCUGCAAUUUCAGUCGUCCAGGAGCUCUGAAGGACUUCAGCGAAACAGCUGUUUUAGCAUAGGGUCAAACCACCAAUACAGUUUUCACUAUGAGAGGAUGCUGGAGUAGUUCUGGGUAAGUUUAGCAAGAGUUUCCCUUAAGGAAGCUUCAAUUAAAUUAUAGGUAUUUUCAGGUGCAAGGAAGUUAUUCAAAGUAAUUGACUUGACCAUGAGCGCAGGCUUGACGCCAUUUAACUGAACCCCUACUGAGAAGUGUUGGAGCCUGAAAGAAUUACACUAACAGUUGAAAAGGUCGUGGUUUAAACCUGAAAACCAGCAUGACUACAUCAAAUGCACACUUCUAUGAUGACAUCGUAGAAACGUAGAACUAAAUCAAUGCACACUAUUGAAAAAGGACAAACGCACCCAAGGUGGUGGGGUAUGUGGCAAAUGCACUUAUGACUUUUAAAAGCUCUAGCAGUUUUUCUCUAGAUCCUAUUUUUCUCAUAUUUUUUUCCACUCUGUUAUUAAAUCGAAUAACGGUAAACAAAAAAUAUAGACGAGCCAUUUCUGCUCUCAGAAGAUACUUUCCCUUGUGGACAGCAAAGAUGCAGUUUUAAAAGCUUAAUAUCAUUUUCCACUGAUAAUAAAAGGUGCAGGCUUCUCACCAUAGUGUUAAAUUACAGAGAGGAAAUUAUUACACAAACUGCUUUCCUAAAAGUAAGUCUAAAGCAUGUAACUCCUUCAUUUUGAAGAUGAUUUUAGUUUUCGUUUUGCGAACAGACAAAAUGCCUUGUAUCCUUUUUUUAUUUGUUGUGAUCACAUGGGAGUAUUUUUGCAGUUGACCAGCUGUGUCUUAGAUUUACAGAGUUUGUUCUCCCCUGUUGUGCACCUUUUUUAAGCUUUUGUUUUCAUUCCACUCUAAUUUUUCAGAUGUCUAUUUUCUAACCAUGUUCUGGGAUAUUAUCUGUUUAUUGGAAGAUAUGCAAGUGCCGAUGGGUUUCCUUAAGGUUUUAUUGUAUAUACAGAUGCCAUCAUAGCAGUUACAUUGUCCUUCAAAUGUCACUGCUACUGCUUAUUACAGAAAUGAAAGAAAAAGUUUAAAGCCGCUUUUAUUGUGGUGUGAUUAUUGGUUAUUGUAUAAUAUUUUAUAGAGAUAUUAUUGGAUUCCUACAAAAAAAUCAAAAUCCAAGACCAAGUUUUUAUAUCUCAGGCCAAUGAAACCUCUUAUAUGCCAACUUUCAGGCUUCUAUUGACCGUUUUGGUUCACUUUAAUUUUAUGAUUGUAAUACAUAGCCCAUUGUUUUUGUCUUUUACAUUUUUUUUUUACCUUGACUCCAACAUGUUUUUAAGUCUUUUCUUUUCAUGUUUUUUUUUUAUUUUUAUUUUAACUUGGGUGUCAGAUUCUGUUUUUCUACUGACUGAACGCAUGUGGGAUACCAAAUGCGAAUUGCCAACUGAAAAAUGUAAAUCUGUAUAUAAUCACUUUAUCAUACCAUUGUUGCCAAGCCCAGGCAGCACUGCAUUUGUCUAGUCUCCCAAGUUUACAAGUUUACGUUUGGACAAAUGACAGGAAAUGUAUGGUUCUGGUUUAGUAGCCAAAGUGAAAAUGCUUUAAAGAAGAAAAGAAAAAAAUAGAUGGUGUGACAGGCAAAUGAUAAGAUUGCAUUUCUUUGUAAAUGUCAGUAUUCUUUGGCACAUUAUUACCACUACAACACACAUAACCUGUAUUAAAAUGUAUAGAUGGUGGAUUUUAAUGAAUGUCAGCAAUUGUGAAUAUACUACAGAAAAGAUAGUAAAGUACUAAAAGUGGAUUUUAAUUUUGUAAAAAUGAAUAAAAAAACCGAUUGCAUUUAUUAUAUUGUUUUUAUUGUAUUUACCAUUGUGUUGGGAGAGGGACUUUAAAGAAUCUGUUGUAAUAAAGAAAUUUAGGAAUAUUUACUCUGUAGUUACCUUGUUCUUCUUAUCCCGGGACAAAGUAACCUUUGGUUGAAUGCUGGGUAAAAUAACCUGAGGCGAGGGCGGACCCAUAAAGUCAAUGGGCGGAGCCAAUCACGCCAUGAGUUGAAGCGUUGUUUGGCGUACACUGUAAAUAAAAGUGAACCGUGAUUUUCUUCUCUUUUUUUUUUUCUUUCGUGUGUGUUUUCCUAAAGAAAGUUAUGUAGCUUCAAGAUCGUUCGACCCGAUUUUUUGUUUGUGGUAUUGUCCUUGCAGAGCUACAUAAUGCUGUGUGAAGUACUUUUAUCAUCGCUUUGGUUCCUGUUUGUUAUCUUCUGGCUUGAGACAAUAAGCGUGUGGCUCUUUCUGUCCACAUUUUACCAGAACUGGGCCUUUUACCACCGGGGAGAUGGGGUACUUUUGGAUGAUCCUGGACAGACAACAUUUGCAAUGUUUAACAGAGCUAACAACCACGGAGAGCCAGAGAUCCGCACCUGAGUCGAAGAUCAAUCAAACAAUCAAGACAUCUAUUUUCAUUUAGUAUGUGACUGUACAGUUGUGACUGAAAGAAAUAUAAUAAAAGACAACUGCUGAUUCUGUUUAACUGAGGAAUGCACAAAUGACUAAAUAGGUGCAAUUUUUUUCAAUGUGGAAUCAGAAUUUUCUUCAUGUUUAGUUUUUUUUAAAGUUUCUGUGAUUUGUGUUUUGCUUCCACUUUUUUCCCAUUUACAAUUAUCAUUUUGGAGAAGCAGAAUGUUAUGCAAAAGAAAUGUUUCUGCUCAAAAUGAAAGGACAGGAUCUAUUUCAUCUUUUUUUUUUGCUCCAUUAUAAAAUCAGUUUAAUUUGGCACAUAAACUGCCUUUUUUGCAAACAGAGCUGUUAAUAUUUACAGCCAAAUGUCACCAUGAAGCCAAUGAGCUAUUUUUCAUAAAUAUCUGAUUUUUUUUUUUUUUGUAAUGUUAAAUCUGAUGUAGCACUGUGAUAUAUUUGCAAAAUGGAUCAAAAUAAACUGAACUGUUAAUCCAUA
Oryzias latipes (Japanese medaka) is the source of this 6255-nucleotide messenger RNA. RefSeq names its product TAO kinase 1a (gene taok1a). Gene Ontology annotation, molecular function: protein serine/threonine kinase activity; ATP binding. Gene Ontology annotation, biological process: regulation of cytoskeleton organization; protein phosphorylation. Gene Ontology annotation, cellular component: cytoplasm. NCBI's taxonomy places the organism in Eukaryota, Metazoa, Chordata, Actinopteri, Beloniformes, Adrianichthyidae. The record is from RefSeq and is a predicted model, not a curated record.